Molecule: messenger RNA, 1183 nt
Organism: Sceloporus undulatus (fence lizard)
Lineage: Eukaryota; Metazoa; Chordata; Lepidosauria; Squamata; Phrynosomatidae
Product: fucolectin-like
Exons: 3
Coding region: 42-590 (182 amino acids)
Source: RefSeq, a predicted model, not a curated record
CUGGCACCCUUUCAUGGCCCACUCUGCUUCCCUUUUGCAGGAUGCUCCACAUCUGGACUGGGAUACUGGUCCUGGCACUGCUGUCCAGGGAUGGAGAGGCCCAGAGCUGCAAGCCAGGGGUGCAAGAAGUUGUUCCCAACCUGGCCAAAGGCCGCCCGGCCUUCCAGUCCUCCACCUAUGAGUACACGAAAAGCCUUGCGGCAGACAAAGCUGUGGACGGGAACUGCCACGGGCAUCUGGACCACGUUGGCUCCUGCACCCACACCAAUGGCGACCUGGAGCCCUGGUGGUACGUUGACUUGGGAGACCACUAUGCCAUCUUCGCUGUGGUUGUGAAAAACCGUGAGGAAUGCUGCGGGGAGAGAUUGCGGGGAGCCGAGAUCCAUGUGGGAGAUUCCGUGGCAGAGAACGGCAAGUUCAACCCCCUAUGUGGCACCGUCAUGGACACCAGCCUGGGCUCCAUCAGCACCGUCCGCUGCCAUGGGCUCAGGGGACGCUACGUGACGGUCAUCAUCCCCGGUCGGUCUGAGGCCCUGACCCUCUGCGAGGUGGAGGUCUAUGGGAUGAAGGUGGAGGAGAUGUGCCGCUGACCACUACCCCUGGCAUCUGUAGACUCAAAGGAAUGAGACCUUGCCAAUGAACACCUUUCCUUAAGCAAAAGGCCUUUUCUCUUUGAGGUGUUGCAUUGCUUUACCUGAACUGGUUUAUUUUAAAAGAGCUUUUAUCUUUUUAACAAUGGCAUUUUAUUCUUUUAUGGUGUGAUUUGUUUUACUGCCAGAAUAGUUUUAUUCUCAGUAAGUUUUUAAUUGUGUUGUUCUUUUAAACUGUGAGCUAAAGUUUUCCUUCCUUAUCCACAGAUCCUUUAUCCACAGAUUCAACCUUCCAUGGGUUGAAUGAAUAUAUAUAUAUAUAUAUAUAUAUAUAUAUAUAUAUAUAUUCCAAAAAGCAAACCUUGAUUUUGCGAUUCUGUAUAAGGGACACCAUUUUACUAUGCCAUUGUAUUCAUUAUUUUGGUACCUAUGGGUAGCAAACCCUUGCAGAUACUAAGGGCUUUCCGGGGGGGGAGCAGGAAAAUAAUAAUAAUAAUAAUAAUAAUAAUAAUAAUAAUAAUAAUGUGAAGUUGAAGGAUUUCACGGCCAGAAUCCAUAGUUUUUUGUGGGUUUUUCAGGCUUUGUGACUGUGU